AACUCAAAACUAUGAGUAGAUUCUUCGUUCUAAUUUUGAGCUUUGCUAUUUUAAUUGGUAUUGGUGACAGUCAAAAGCCAAAACUAGGUAGACGAUGGUUUCAAGAAAUAAUACGAUUCGCGAAUGCCAGUGUUCAAGAAAAAUUAGUAAGGAACUUGGAGCGGCAAAAUUGGACACUUCCUGCCAUCAAGAUUUUGGACAGUUGGAUGGCCAAGUACUGGUAUAGAUCAAAAGAGACCCAUUGGCCAUGGAAAGGAAAGGAUGGUAUUCGGCACAAAUAUAUAACAGUGUCAUAUCAAUUUAAGGCCACGAAAAACUAUAUUAAUUAUUUGUGUAAAACUGCAGUCGAGCAAGAGAUUUUGAAUAGUGCAGAUGCAGAAAAGAUAAGGAAACUUUUUUGGGAGCUUGAUGAAACAUACUUUUUCGAUGAUCUAACAAAAAGGCUGUUCGAUCCGAAACUUGCAGAAUAUAAAAAGCUAAACGUGAAUAUUGAAAAGAUUGUGGAUCUGGAGGCUAUUUCGGACAAAUAUCUCAAAGACAAGAAACAAUACGCACUUUUGAGACUGACAUAUUUUGACAUUUAAAUUGGACCUUCAAUAAGUUCUUAAUAUCUGGUUCUAGAGAAAAUGGCUUGAACUUUUUCUAAAAAUAUUCUGAAAUAAAUUUCUCAUCCAAU
Caenorhabditis elegans is the source of this 676-nucleotide messenger RNA. It is a transcript of the gene T25E12.14, whose product is annotated as Peptidase_M75 domain-containing protein. The transcript is spliced from 3 exons. The record is from RefSeq and is marked reviewed. Bases 12 to 584 code for a protein of 190 amino acids. Lineage: Eukaryota; Metazoa; Nematoda; Chromadorea; Rhabditida; Rhabditidae.